Molecule: messenger RNA, 993 nt
Organism: Rotaria socialis
Lineage: Eukaryota; Metazoa; Rotifera; Eurotatoria; Philodinida; Philodinidae
Source: the annotation of a GenBank genome assembly
AUGCAAUAUCAAAAAAUUGGCGAGAGUGAUAUUGAAAUAUCUCGUAUCAUUCUUGGUUGCGGUUCUUUUGGUGGUAUUGGAUCGGCUCCUGAGUUUUUCAAUCAAGGAGAAAAUGAAGAACAAGCACAUGAAAUCCUUGAUGCUGCGAUUCGUCUUGGCAUAACAACGUUGGAUACGGCCGAUGCCUAUGGUGGUGGCAGAAGUGAAUUAUAUAUUGGAAGUUGGCUAAAAAAAUAUGAUGAAUCAUUUAGAAAUAGAUUAGUGUUGAGUUCAAAAACUUAUAAUCCAAUGUUUAUUGGCGAUAGUCAGGGAUUAUCGAAAGCAAGAAUAUCGGAGAAAAUUGAAGGCACAUUAAACCGUUUGGGAGUCAAGCAAUUAGAUAUGUAUUUAUCUCAUGAAAUGGACACAGAAACAUCACUGGAAGAAACACUUACAUGUUUUGAUGAAUUACAACAAAGUGGAAAAAUACGCGCACAUGGAGCAUCAAAUAUCAGUGAUGAACAAUUAGAAAAUAGUAUAUCGAUUUGUGGUAAUCUUGGUAUAAGUAGAUAUGAAUGGGUACAAAAUUCAAUGUCGCUGUUAAACUAUAGAGAAGCCGAAAACAUGUUAUCAUUGUGUUCUAAACAUGAUUUGGGUUUCACUCCGUAUAGUCCAUUAGCCGGCGGAUGGUUAACGGGCAAAUACCAAAGAGGUCUCAAAUAUGAGCAGGGUUCUCGGAUGACACUACGACCAGAACCAUAUCAGAUUUAUGUUGAACAUCAAGAUGGUAUAUUUGAUGGUUUAGAUGCCAUGAAAAAGAUCAGUAGCGACCGAUUCGGUAAUAUAAGCAUUGCUGGUUUAAGUUUAGCUUGGUUACUAAGUGAUCCUCGAAUUACAGGAAUAGUUGUUGGACCACGAAAGUCAGAACACUUGGAACCUGUACGUGAAGCACUAAAUGUACGUCUUAAUGAAACGGAUAGAAUCGACUUAGCUAAUUUAUUUCCAGUAUUGUAA